GCCCGGCUUUGGCCUGCACAGCGUACGACGAUAAUUGACACAGACACAGAGAGAGAGAGAGAGAGAGAGAGAGGGAGAGAGGGAGAGUGAGUUCCGAAUCAAAUCCAGCUCCCUCCUUCUUUCUCUCUCACUUUCUACACGCUUUCGGGCCUGCUUCAGCUCUAUCCUCUCCAGACUCUGUGCUCGUUCAAAUCCAGGUUGAAAUCGAGGAACGAUGAUUAAGCUUUUUAAGGUGAAGGAAAAGCAGAGAGAGAUUGCAGAGAAUGCCAAUGGGAAACCCCCUGUCAAGAAGCAAAGUGCAGGAGAGUUGCGUCUUCAAAAAGAUAUCAGUGAAUUGAACCUACCGAAAACGUGUAGUAUAUCAUUUCCUAAUGGCAAGGAUGACUUGAUGAACUUUGAGGUCACUAUUCAUCCUGAUGAAGGAUAUUAUCUAGGUGGUACGUUUCUAUUCUCUUUCCAAGUUUCCCCUGUCUACCCUCACGAGCCACCAAAAGUGAAGUGCAAGACAAAGGUGUAUCAUCCUAAUAUUGACUUGGAAGGAAAUGUCUGCCUCAAUAUUUUAAGAGAGGACUGGAAGCCCGUUCUGAAUAUCAACACCAUAAUAUACGGAUUAUUUCAUCUUUUCACGCAACCAAAUCAUGAAGAUCCCCUCAAUCAUGAUGCUGCUGCUGUUUUGAGGGAUAACCCCAAGUUGUUCGAAUCCAAUGUGAGAAGAGCCAUGGCUGGGGGCUACGUUGGGCAGACUUUCUUCACACGUUGCAUGUAGAUUCUACAUGAAUUUGUAAAGCACCAGAAGAUACAUCAUUUGAAGCAUGGACUUGGCGAGGUCUUCGAGCCUUUCUGGUAAGGUAACGUGUUUAACAGGACUAUCUCAUCAUCGACACGACGUGAUGUGCUUUGUGAUGCUGGUGGAACUUUGUUGUGUGUUUGCAGUAUUGGUUUCAAAUUCUCUCAAAGUGUAUUGCUGGAAGUUGGACUGGAAACUGAACCUCUUAUCUGUGUAUGUAUAUCUUCUAAUUAAUUUGUCUUGAAAAUGACAGAUUGCUCUUUUCCUAUCAGUUCAAAAGUGCAAGGUAUGUUCUUGGAGCCUCAUCAUCUCUUUUCUUUCUGAGUCUCUACUACUAUGGAUGUAAAUUUACCAAAUUGAAUCACAUAAGAUUUUAUACA
Messenger RNA from Momordica charantia (bitter melon), 1167 nucleotides. RefSeq names its product NEDD8-conjugating enzyme Ubc12. The record is from RefSeq and is a predicted model, not a curated record. Lineage: Eukaryota; Viridiplantae; Streptophyta; Magnoliopsida; Cucurbitales; Cucurbitaceae.